Mucor velutinosus is the source of this 1077-nucleotide messenger RNA. RefSeq lists its product as uncharacterized. The coding region runs from base 1 to 1077 and encodes 358 amino acids. The record is from RefSeq and is a predicted model, not a curated record. NCBI's taxonomy places the organism in Eukaryota, Fungi, Mucoromycota, Mucoromycetes, Mucorales, Mucoraceae. The transcript has 4 exons.
AUGACACAGAGUAAUGCUAAAGUACGCACAACCGUCAAAAUAGAAAGACGAUCCCAAGAGUCUCUUCUCAAACAAGAAAUCUCUGAUGAGCUAUGUGAUGACACCUCUAGUCUCAGUGAUCUCUCAAGCGACCCAGAAUGCGAGGAGAAAGACCUGAUCACAACAGCAGAACUGGAAGCCCGAGUGAAUCAUCCGUUUCCACUGGAAUUUGAUCCCCAGUUCAUUCACAUUGAUAAACAGCCUCUGAUGGAUAAGAUGAAGGUCCACAGUCGAGAGAUAACAUUCAAGGGAAGCUACAAACGGCUGGACAUUAUGUGUACGUGUGUAGUGCCUUCCAUCGGUGACAGUUACUUCGAAGAUAUGAACCGCUAUGAAUGGGAGAUGUCAGAGAAUUUACUCCCGUGUCGAGGCAUGGCCACCCAUAUCAACCAAUUCAGAUCAAAGCGCAAUGCAGCACUGAACGAGAUCAUUGGCGAUGAAUCAGAUCAAGCUGUGUGGUUCUUUAUCAAACCGUACUAUGAAAAGGGAACGUUAGCCAACUACAGACUAAGCAAGCGAUAUCAAGGCACAAACAUAGAGCCGCUGUACAUUCUACAAAUUGCUGUCUCCUUAUUAUCAGCUCUCAAAGACGCACACGCAUUGGGCAUUGGAUUGGUGGGUAUAUCUUUGGACAGCCUAUGGCUAGGCCUGGAUGGUGUCGUCUACUUUGAUGACUUUAAAUCGUGCAUAUAUCUACAAGGAGAUAAUGAGCAAUUACCAUGGAUUGACUUUGAUGUACUGAAUUGUCCAGAUAAAGAAAAGAAGAAGAUUAAGGAAGAAGGCUACAGAGCAGAGACAGAUGUGUUUCAGGCAUCGUUGGUCAUACUCAGCUUGAUGCAAAAAUGCCAAAGCAGAUCGACGACAUUGGUGACCAUGGGCCAGCAUAAAGUAGAUAUUAUGCGCGAUCAGAUUGACCCAAUGUACACUAUUAUCCUACCAGCCAUUGAGCCAGGACUAGCAUUCAAAGGCGAAGAAAGACCUACGGCAUCUGCGAUGCUGCAAUGCUUUGAAUCCUUGCGCUACAGAGCAUUGGCAUAA